Paramecium tetraurelia is the source of this 504-nucleotide messenger RNA. RefSeq lists its product as uncharacterized. The record is from RefSeq and is a predicted model, not a curated record. The transcript is spliced from 2 exons. Lineage: Eukaryota; Ciliophora; Oligohymenophorea; Peniculida; Parameciidae.
AUGAAUUUUCUUAAUAAAACGCUGAAAACUGCCUCUUAAUCUGAACCAGAUUUAUAAUAAUAUUAAGACCUGAUAAAUGGUCAUGAGGAACUAUGCUAAAAUCAAAGCGUUAAUUUGCAUGACAAAAAGAAGUCAGGUAAAAAGACAAAGGUUUAAUAUCAAAUUUUCAAUCUUUCUUUAACCAAAGCAACUUUUGCAAGUAUUCAAACUAUGUAUCAAUUUACUAAAAAAACUAUAAAAUAAAUAAACUAAAAUGAAAAAGUAACUAUAAAGCAAAAUUUUUAGGAGUCAAUGAAGGAAUAUAAUCACUAAUUAUAUAAAAUCUCAAAAAAUCUACCAAGUAUUCUUAAUACAUAGCAUCUAUAAUUUCCAUCAAUUCGAAUAAGUAGCUGGUAUGAAAAAGUAAAACAAGCCUGCUUUAAUAAUAAAAAUGAAUAGAACUAGUAAUUAAUACUUCACAAUCCAGGUUAGAGAGAUGAAGACAAUGAUUUUAUAAUUAUCUGA